AUGCAAAAAGACAUUUCUUCAUUCCAAGAAAAACUGAAAGCUCAUAUUCGUGAAAAAGAGUUGGCUGAACAUCAGAUCUAUUACGCCUGUGAAGUUCGACUGUCAUGGAAGUCAUUGCCAGUCAGAAUAGCCCAAAUGAUGAAGUCUGACGUCUUAUCAGCCAAAGAGAGACUAACAUUUUUGUUGUGUGUAAAUGGAACAGGAUCACACAAACUACCACUGCUAGUCAUUGCCAACCCAGGAAGUGAUGCUGGACCACAAGACAAUGCAGAUCUUCCAUCUCGACUUGUUACCACAGAUGAUGCCAGUUUGGAUCCGGUUAUUUUGAAAAAUUGGUUCACUAAUGGUUUUAUUCCCGCAGUGAAAGUUGAAGCAGAGAAGAAUGGUUAUUCACAAAAUGCAGUACUAAUUCUUGAGAGUUCUCCAGCUCACCCAUUUGCCACAGAUGAGCUGACAACAGAAGAUGGUUCAGUUCGGGCAAUCUUUCUGCCACCGAACUGUACAAACAAAAAACUCUCUCUCUGCUCAGGUAUCCCAGAAAUUUUCAAAAAGGAAUAUAGACUCUCACAAGUAAAGAAAGCUUUUGCUGGGUCCACUGCUACACCUUCAACAAAAACAUUCCUUUUUAAGCAGUACUUAGAUGGUUUCAAUCUGGAAACAGCUCUACAGCUCUCGGUGGAUGCUUGGAGUGAUGCUAAGAGAGGGGACAUUGCACACUUAUGGGCUGAAUUUUUCAGGAAUUUGUCAAUUAGGAAAACACAGAUUCCAGACAAUGAGUGCAACAAUCAACCAUCAGUAUCAGAAAAAAUCCUUGAAAUUCUGUCCCGUCAUGAUUUCUUCAACGAUGUCACAUUGCAGGAUAUAGCAGACUGGGUCGACAAAGUGGACUCUUUUCUCCUUUUUCCCUUACUAUCAGAUGUGGAGAUCAUUGAGAAAGUGAAGAAAGAAAUUGCAAUAUUCAACAGUGAAAACAAACCAAAUGAAAAGAGAAAGCGAAAACCUUCAUUCCCUAGCGAUUCAGAUGCAGUGGUGCAUUUUGAGAAGUGUAUUCGCUGGCUGAAGAACCAGCCGGAGUGCAAUCCAGAGGACAUGAAGAUGCUUCGGAGGUUGAAGUUGAGUGCAAAAGACAAAACUAAAUGCUUGGACAGUGAGCACCAGACAUCAGAAUUACCACCAACUAGUGAGCAAAUGAUCAGUUCACUGAUUGUGCGGACAAUGAAUGAGAUCCAGUCCUCUCAAGUGGACGAAGACACAGGGUUGAACACUCUGGUAGAUGAGUCAUUAAGUGUGAUUCAAUCUGUGGACAUUCAGCGGAAGACGGAAUCACUCCUGAAGUCACCAGGGGACACUGAGAUUAAUUCCAUUCAGCGAAAGAAUCACUCUGUGAUGAACACACUUGAAGGGUCAUCGUUAGGCGUUGUCCAGCCGUCAGAAGCACUGGUACAGCCAAAGAUAGAGCCGAUGGAUUGUGUGGAUGAAGAUAUCAUAACAGAGAACACUGACAAUCCACUUGGGGGGCAGAACAAGGAUACGGUUGUUGGAAACUGA
Messenger RNA from Haliotis rufescens (red abalone), 1548 nucleotides. RefSeq names its product tigger transposable element-derived protein 2-like. NCBI's taxonomy places the organism in Eukaryota, Metazoa, Mollusca, Gastropoda, Lepetellida, Haliotidae. Gene Ontology annotation, molecular function: nucleic acid binding. The coding region runs from base 1 to 1548 and encodes 515 amino acids. The transcript has a single exon. The record is from RefSeq and is a predicted model, not a curated record.